Messenger RNA from Guillardia theta CCMP2712, 5088 nucleotides. RefSeq lists its product as hypothetical. NCBI's taxonomy places the organism in Eukaryota, Cryptophyceae, Pyrenomonadales, Geminigeraceae. Bases 1 to 5088 code for a protein of 1695 amino acids. The record is from RefSeq and is a predicted model, not a curated record. The transcript has 16 exons.
AUGCAGUCUGAAGAAGGAUCAGGUAGCACGCGAACCAUUGGUGAAGCUCAGCUACUGUUCUGGGUUCAGGACAACAUCAUUCGCGCGCUUGAGGCAGGGGUCAGCUCUCCUGCCCGCACGCAAGAGCAGGUUCUGCAAAAUCUGCUAAUGAUAGAGGCGAUGCUGCGAGAGGAGAUAGGACACGUCGAUCAAGUCGAGGUGAUGGAAGUCUAUCAAGGAAGACGAGAAGCGAUCGCCACUAUCCUUCUUGCACUCUACCAGCUUUACUGCAAGAGAUGCACCACUGAAGUGAAACGCGUUCGCGUGCGAUCAAGAAAAGGUAUCAAGCCGCAUGAUACCAGUAUUAGCCGACAGGCGGAGCCGGCAUGGGACGAGGCGGCAGAAGGGAGUGCACUGAGCUUACCGGCGAGUUUCGCAUCCUCCCUUGGCUCUGACCAGACGCCUGCUAAGAUUCUUGCUCAUGCUCGCUGGUCGACGUCAUGGCUUGCUGCAUGCUCGCCAAAGUUUCAGAGGUCCUUAUGUCCUCCUUCCAUCAUGACCCUGUGGGAUCACGUGAAAGAUGAUGUUCACCGCGAUCACUUCAACUUGCAGAGCAUGCAGGGCAGUGACUUGCAAGCUGUGUGGGGGGAGGGCCGCUGGUUCUCCCGAGCCUGCAUGUCGGCAGCUCUAUACGCCGUCUUGCUUCACUCGCUCGGGGAAGAUGUUGAUGUCAGUGAGGCUGAAGAUCGAGGAAAGCUGAGGCUCGUGGUCAACCACUUGCAGGCUUGCGGUGUCAAGGUGAAGCUGGUCGCGCACGCCGACGUUGAGGAAGAAGAAGUAUACAAGUCUGCGGGGGCUCAUGCGGCGAUCCUGGACGGAGUCGCGAUGAUUUUCAUCCGAUCGUUCCUGUCAGUCGAGCAGAUCCACCAGCAAACGGUUUCACUGUGGAAGAAUUUCACAGAGAACCACCCGCAGGAGGCGAGCAGGAGUGAAUUUCGAGCUGAGAAACCUUUGGACCUUGAAGACGCGCUUGCCAUGUGGAUGUCUUGUGAAUUGCAACUCUGCAGACAUUCAAACCUCCCGGUAGUCCGCCAGCUGUUCGACCAGCUGUUCAACUCCAACACUUCGAGCACCGUUGAGGAGCUUCAGAUGGACAUCAGCGACGGCAAAGCUCUUCUUCUUGUCUUGUCGUCUCAUGCUCCUGACCUGGUCACGUCGGCAUUACCUUCUGACAUGCUCGCAAGAGGUGAAGAGGAGGGAGGAGGAGCUGCCGGGCGGUCGACAAGGACCAAGUCUCUUCUUGUCCUUGCCUCCCUCAAGGUCUGUGCGAAGCUGCAGCUUCUGUCUAGCAGCGUCUUUGAUAAUGUGAACACGCAUGCUCCUCCUCACCUGCAUGUUCUCCUGCAAGCGCCAGACCUUGUGUUCGUCUCCUCCGCCAUGAAGCCGCUGGUUCUUCUUUUCCUUUCGCUCCUCCAUGUGAAGCUCUCGGGAAAUCGACAGGCGGAGGGGAAGAAUGAGUCAGCAGCAGGGCCCUCAGACAGCGGCAGAAAGACGCAAGAUGAGCUUCUGCUAGGAAGCACUAUCGGGGGAUCGAACUUGGUCUUGCAGCCCCUGCAGAUGUCAAACUCGUUGCGAACGCCGCACAAGCAGUUGACGUCUGCGAUUGAGAGUGUCAGCAACAGCUCUCAGAGUCAGAGCUCUCCUGCCAGCCUGCGAGGCGCGGGAGGUAGCGGAUCUUCUCCCUCCUCCCAGCAGAGGACCAGCAGCGGGUUGUCGGAAGUUCUCAUUAUCCAGAGCCCGACGCAGAGCGAGCAAUCGGAGCCCUCAGCCUCUCCCAGCUACCUUGACGAGUCAUCCUCCUCCCCUUUGCCCGCUCCCACCUGGCGCACGUCAUCUCCCUAUCUGCUCGCUGGUGGAGAGCAGCAGGAGAAGUCAAGCGGCGCUCUCGAUCAAUCGGGAGGAAGCUCGAGAGCUGGAGGAGUUGCUCCGGUUGAGCUGGAGGAGCAGCUUAAACAGCAGCAGGACGAGAAUGUGAACGUCAGGAAUCAACAGAAAGAAGAGGAGGAACAGGAGCGGGGACAGGAACAGGAACAGGAGGAGUCUGGAAAUGGGCAGGAGAAUGCAAAAGAGGAGGAGGAGGAGGAGGAGGAGGAGGAGGAUCAACAGGAUGGGGAAGAAAGGUUGGAAGAAGCGAAGCUGAUUGCCAGAAGAGAGACUUGGUCGCCUCGACUUGAUCUCAGCAGAAAAUCAGACGGGGGGGAGCAAGUGGUGCAAAUGAGAGCCAGCGAGGAAGGAGGACACGAGGAGCCUGAAAUAAUGCGACAAAGUUGGAAGAUCGAGGAGUUUUCAAAUGAGCAAUGUGAUGACACAGAGAAAGAGUUGCCGUCACUGUCUACUUCCCUCAGCUCAUCGUUCAAAAGUUCGAGAUUGGCGUCUCAAGACUCGAGCUCUGACGUGCGAGACCUGAUGCGUGCACAAACGUUCAACCAACACAAGACUGACGGAGGUCAAGAUGAAAGUAGAAACCAUGACGACGAUCGUGAUUUUGACAACAAACAUUAUGAUGGUGGUGAUGAAAAUGUUUCUUUGGUUCGAGAUGGUGGAGAUUCGACAAUUGACAAGCAAAGAGAUACGACGAAUGUGUUGGAUGAUAAUUACCUUUAUGUCCAAGAAGACAGCAUACGACAAGACGAGGAGACCUCAAAGGGUCUCCGUACCAGCAGAAUCGGUGGAGAGGAGGAUGUUGCAGAUGAAGGACAGGAAGAAAGCAACAUUAGAAGUGACAUGAAGGAGACUCUUGAGACUUCAGGGCCUACAGUACAGGAUGAAGCAGCUGAUUUGACGCCACCGAGCCGUCAUCCUCCUAGGGAGCAACACGCAUAUGACGAUAGCGCGAGGAUCUCAGGGAGCCUGGAAGGCAAGGUUUGUUCCGUUGCUUUUGACGAUGAUCGGCGACAUGGUGAGAAGCAUGUGUGUGUCUCAUCAGAACAAGAGGAGGAGGAGAUGGAUCAAGCUCAAGAUAACGAGAAUGAUGUUGAUACACUUGGCAACGUCCCUACCACGUUCGAAGCUGUGCAGGAAAUCCAGACAAUACAAGAUGAAGAUGAAAAGAAGAAAGUUUCUGCACUUUCGAGAGAGCUAGUCGUAGCUGAUGACCUUCAAGGGCUUGAUGGUGAAGGCAAAGAGACAAGUCAAGUUGACUCUUGUGCGGACAUAUCAGCGGAUGUUCAUCAGGAAGGGAAGGACGAGGGCAACGACUCGCUGCUGUCGGUUUGGAAUUCGCAGGGCAACAUCUUGAAGGACCUUCAGCUCACUCGACUGUCCCUGCGCUUGUCCGAGGCUCCUCGCGAUGUUCCGCGGACUUUCGAGGAUGUAAGAGAAGAAGGCGAAGUAGAAUCGAGCGAGUCACCUGCCGUCCUGCCGCCUUCCGACACUCUUGCGACCAUGGACGGAGAGGAAGGAGGAUCAUACAGCGAUGAAGGACAGGAGCAAGAUGAAGCGCUUGUAAAUGAGGAGGAGGUAGACGACGGUGAUCAAGGCCGUAAGGAGAGCGCUGGAAAAAUUGCGGAGGAACAAGUUACGACGAAGGCGGAAGAAGAAGAUGAGGAGGAAGAAUUGAACUAUCAAGGCCUUGAUACAGAAGUGCAAGAAAUGGUCAAGGAGGAGGAGAAUGAGGAGGAGGAGGAGGAGGAGGAGGAGCAGGAGGAGGAGCAGGAGCAGGAGCAGGAGCAGGAGCAGCAGCAGCUUGAAGUGCCUGUGGAGCUAUUCGACGAGGGCAAAGGAGGGAAUGGAGAGGAAAUGGACGAGGGUGACAGAUUGCUUCAUCAGGGUACUCCUAGGGAAGAGAGAGAUUCCGUGACAGAGGAAGAGGAGGAGGCGGAGGAGUCGCAAGUCAGGGAGAUGGAGAUUGAAAGUCAUUCUCGUAGAGACCUGACGACGGAGGACUGGCAAGCAAGUCUUCACGUCGAGGAGGGGGAGGACGAGGAGGAGGAGAUAGUGAAGAAGGAGGACACGGAGGAAGAAAUGGAGGAGCAGGAGGAGCAGGAGGAGGAUAGGCAGCGAGUGCUCUCCUCGUAUGGACGGCUUGCUACGGAUGUGUCAGGAGGUGCCGGCAUGGAGCAGAAGCAUCGAGCUGAGGAGGGAGAUGCGAUGCUGAGCAAGCAAGGAAACGCUCCUCAGACCCCAGAGAUCAAGAAGCGACAUGUUGGCGCAGUCAGGGAGACCAAGAGGCAGCAAGAGUCUUGGAUCGGCGAGUAUCGGAACGAUACUGUCGCUCGUCCAUCCACCGCUCCCGGGAAAGUUUCUUCAGCACACAAUGGGGCAGAACAGGCGCAAAGAGACAUCGAGAGAUCUCGAGCUGCAGCUGAAAAGGAGCGAGCAGAGCUGCGCAAGAGGAUAGGACGAGAAGCCUUCCAGCUCCUGCUGGGCAUGCAAGAGGAGGCCGGCCAAGAUGUGCGGGAGGCGCAGCAGGAGAGUCGCUGCCUUGAUGAUGAGCGAGAGUGCGAGGAGAUGGAGGCAGGGGAGGAGGAGAAGGCAGGGGAGGAGGAGAGAAGAGGAAUCGUCCCAGAUGCAUUCGUCACAUCAAAGCGAAAUCGUUUCCUGUCGCUGAGCUCCAUCCGUGAAGAGCGUGAAGGACACAGGGAGGAUGAGCUUGUGUCGGAGGAGAGAGGAGGAGCAGGCUCGCGUCAGUUGUCGGAAAGGAAACAAGCUUGGUCGCAAGAGAUUCUCCUCCCUCCCCAACCUCGAGAUCAGGAUGAAAUCGACAAGUCAAGACGCCUCCAUCGGCUCUGCAGCCCUGCCACGUGCUCCCAAUGUUACGGAGCCGUUGAUGGGGAGCCUUCGAGAUCUGAGCGAGGGGAGGAGGAGGCGACUGAGAGCGAUAGCGUGGAGGAACGCAGGCUGCAGAAGUUCCUUGCGCUGAGGAGGAGGAGGGAGGAGGACGCGCAGAUGAGAAAGCAGAGCUCGAUGACCAACAGCUCGGGCCCGUCGGUCGUGGAGCACAAGAAGCGCGAUGCUGUCCUCGGCCUGCUGGACUCCUGUGGCAGCGAGACCGCAAACUUCUGCAUCCUCCUCGUGCGAGACCCAAAUCUCCGAUACAGGUUGAGAUAA